CCGGGUGGUUCUCCCUAGUCUUGACGGCAAAUCCGCCUGAAAAGACAAUUGCCCGCCUAAUAUUAAGCGACUUUUCUCUCCUUCCAGGACCGGACAGCUAUCAUCCAAACUGGGUCGUGAAGUCGACUAGACCUGCGGGCCAAUAAGAUGGAUUCACCACACCACAUGGGCAUUCGCGAGCUCAAUGUGAGCAACUGGCACUCUCACAAUGCCCUUACCGAUACCUUCAAUCAUGCGGUCCCCGCCAUCAAGUCAAGUGCAGCUUUCUUCACAUUCCUCCGCGCCAACUUGGUCCUGAACCCAUCCGCCAUGUCAUCCAACACGAACACGCCCGUCCUUCAGCCUACGGUGGCACCCAACCCCCAUCGCCCGGCAGCACCAUCUCCACUGGCAACAUCUCAAACCCUCGACCCCUUCGACGACAUCCCUCCCUUGUCGCUCGAAGUCCUCUCCACCCGCGAGGACAAGGCUGAAGCCCUCCACCUAGUAGCAGACUCCAUCGCCCAACAGCGCCAACAAGCCGCCUACUCCCUAGUCUUCCACCCCGUCCCGCUCGCAGGCCUCACAAUGACCCUCGGCGUCGCCUACCAGUACUCCUACGCCCGCCGCGGCGACAUCGGCCUAGCCUUCACCCUCUUCAGCGGCAUCAUCAUGACCUACCUCCUCGCCAUCCGCUGGGCAACCUCCGGCUACCUGCCCCUCGCAGAGCAAAUGUCAUGGUCCUUCAUCCGGCCCCACCCAGACGCCUCCGCCGACGAAGAAGACCUCGUCCUCGGCACCCGCUUCGGCAACGAGCUCGUCGGCGCCCUGGUUCUGCACCUCGAGCCCGCGAGCCCGGCCGUCGCAUCGACUUUCAGCAGCCGGCGCCGCAAUAAAGCCUCGAGCUUCCGCGGCGGUAAAGGCAUCAUCCGCGCCUGGACGACCAAGCUCCGGUACCGCGGCAAGGGCGUCGGCACCGACAUGCUCGACGAGGCUGUUCGCAUUACGCGCGAGCGGUGCGGUAAGGACGCCGAAGUCGGCUUCGCGCUCGAGCACGCCAACAGCCGCAUGGUCAUGCCCGAGUUCUUCAACGGCGUGUUUAGGAAGCGCGAGCGCUGGGCCGCCAAGACGCUUGAUGGCGUGUUGGCUGAGCGGGAGCUCACCAAGAAGAAGAGGUGAAGACCGUCGUCGUCUUCUCACCUUCACCAUCUACAAAAAACAACAGACAUUUGUUCUAUUUGGUAUUGCUACCUAUUUAUUCGCAAGCUUUU
Colletotrichum godetiae is the source of this 1250-nucleotide messenger RNA. RefSeq names its product acetyltransferase. Bases 148 to 1158 code for a protein of 336 amino acids. Lineage: Eukaryota; Fungi; Ascomycota; Sordariomycetes; Glomerellales; Glomerellaceae. The transcript has 2 exons. Gene Ontology annotation, molecular function: acyltransferase activity, transferring groups other than amino-acyl groups. The record is from RefSeq and is a predicted model, not a curated record.